GCCCUUCGCCGUCGGUAAGAGGCCGCGCGCGCGCGCGCGCUCGGGGUCGCGGAGGGAGCCCCGCGUUUCCUAGUUCUCCUGCCGCCGGAGGGGUCACCCGGGGUGGCCUGAUCACUAGGCCUCACUAGCCCCCCUCCCCUACCCACCCAUCCGAGCACAACUCCCGCCGCCAACCACGACCACCGUAACCACCGCGACGAGCGCCGUAGCGAUCGCGACCCGUCGAGCGAUAACAACAACAAGGCAGGGCGAUGGGAGUGCGGUAAAGGCGAGGGCGAGUUGAGCUCCCACCCCCCCCGCCCGCCCGCCCCCCACGUGCCCGCCUGGCCCAAGAGGCCACCGUCACCAUUGUCGGGGCAAUGCCGGCGCGGCCUCUCGCCCUGCGUGGCGGCGGCGGCGGCAGCGAGGGUUUAAACUCCACCCGCACCUCUCUGUCUCUGGGUGUCUCUACGUCUGUGUAGGUCGAUGCGGUCGAUGUGUUCGUGGCUCCCGAGUGAGACUUCCCCGCGUGUUGCUGCGUUCGUUUUACCCGGCGCCGUCUCGAUGCGCUCCUCUCGACUUUUUUCUGCGUCUUAUUUUUCUGCUUCCGUGUUUCGGUGCGUUUCUUUCAACACGCGUCUGUGUGGCUACGUGAGUGUGCUCCCUCCCUGCGCGUGUGUGUGUGUGUGUGCCUUCACUGCGUGCGACCGUGUGUAACUGUUUUUCUGCGUUCCGCCGUGUAUGCCUCUCCUCCGCAUUGCCAUGUGCGUGUGACGUUGUCAAUGUCCAGUCUUGUUUUUUUUUUAAUCUGCGCGCGCGCGUGCGUGUGUGACUGCCUGCGUCUGCAGCGUUGACACUGUUGUUGUUGUGCUCCGUGCGUCUCUUCUCGUGCCUCUUAGCGGUUGGACCGCGCCGGCACGGACGCGGCGGCGGCGGGAGGAGGCGGAGGCGGAGGAGGCGGACACGACAGUUGCGCUGGCGGCGCAGGCGGCGCUGGUGGUGGCGGUGGCGUCUGGACGGGGCCCGCGCUUGGCUGAUUGGGCCCGAGCGCGAUGAAGGAGAUGGUCGGCGGGUGCUGUGUGUGCUCUGACGAGCGAGGUUGGGCAGAGAACCCGCUCGUGUAUUGCGAUGGACACGGCUGCAGCGUGGCCGUGCAUCAAGCUUGUUACGGGAUAGUGCAUGUCCCCACGGGGCCGUGGUUCUGCCGAAAGUGUGAGUCGCAGGAGCGAGCAGCGCGAGUGAGAUGUGAGCUUUGUCCACAUAAGGAUGGAGCAUUGAAGAGGACGGAUAACGGAGGCUGGGCACACGUGGUGUGCGCGCUAUAUAUUCCCGAGGUUCAGUUUGCCAAUGUGUCCACCAUGGAGCCCAUAGUACUCCAGUACGUGCCUCACGAUCGCUACAAUAAGACGUGCUACCUGUGCGAAGAGCAAGGGCGCGAGAGCAAGGCGGCCACAGGCGCCUGCAUGACCUGCAACAAGCAUGGGUGCCGGCAGGCUUUUCAUGUCACAUGCGCGCAGAUGGCCGGCCUGCUGUGCGAGGAGGAGGGAGUGGGGGCCGACAAUGUCAAGUACUGUGGCUACUGCAAGUACCACUACAGCAAGAUGAAGGGGCGCCCGGCCGGACGGAGUGCGUUUGACGCCGGGCUAGGCGAGGCUCCGUCGCACUCUCAGGACAAACACGAGCGCGACAAGAAGAAGAAUCGAGAAAAGGAAAAGCAAAAGAGGCAUAAACGAGUGGGGGAGCCGAGCCCCCUACUGCCUUCCCUCACCGUCACCACUGAGAAGACGUACACCAGCCCGAGUGGCGCCUUCCUGAACGCGUCGCUCAAGCGCCUAGACGACCCGACUGCUCGAUUCACCCAUGCCAACUUCAAGGAGGUGCCGGUGCACUCUGGCACUGGCAGUGAGGGCUCCGAGGGCAAAGGUCAGGAUGGCAAGAAGAAGAAACUGCCCCAUGGCUCGGGGCAGAAGGGAAAGAAAGGCGGCAGUGGCGCUGUCAAGUCGGUAAGCCUCGUGCAGUCAGCCCAGGAGCUGCUGGGCUACGUGGACCUCAACACGCACAAGGACGGUUACGCGCCGGCGGGCGGCCUCAAAGGAUCCGGCCAGGGCUCCGGCGCCACUCGCGACGGCCCCAAGGCCAUGGAUGGGGCCUGCCAGGACCCCACGGCGGUCCCGAGCAAGGCCGCGGUCGGCGGCUCGGCCGCUCCGCCUCCGCCGCCGCCGCUGCCUCCGCCGCCCCCGUCGUUGUGCGCGCCGGCCCCCACCGCAUCACCACCGAGGCUCUACGAGAAGGCCUACGAGCACUCGUCGCCCCCCAAACUAUACGAGAAGGCCUAUGAGGAGUACGUGAUGAGUGGCUUCAGCACCGUGGGUGGAAAGCGUUCGCACCCCUGCUCGUCCGGAAAAGACGAGUCGGGCCCCGGCUGGGAGAACAAGCGCAAGGCAAGCAAGAAGGCCAAGCCUUCGGUGGGCCUCGCCAGGGCCGCAGCUGCGUCGGUCGGUGGUCCCGGGGGGGCGCCACCACCCGCCGCCGCCGCUGCCGCCGCCUCGUCAAUCGCUAGUGCCGCGACGUGCCCCGGAGGCGGCGCCGUUGCAGGAGGCGCGGCGGGGCCCCCUGCGCUGGACGGGCUGGCAACAGGUGGUGGAGGUGGCGGCGGUGGUGGGGGAGGAAGGGCUGGUGGCGCAGGGCGGCCCGACGCCUUGCCCACGUCCUCGCGCCUAUCGAGCUCCUCCAACUCGUCAUCGGCGUCUUCGGUGGCGUCGUCGACGAGCAGCGCGUGCGGUUCGAGCGCCAAGUCGCCGUCGUCGCAGCGCAACGGCAGCUUCCACAGCAUGAGGGCAGCGAGCGCCUCCCCUCCCGGCUCGUGUUCUCACAGCCCGCCUCCGCCUGGCCUGCCCGCCUCGGGUGGUUUCCUGAGUGGGGACGCGCCACCGUCCCUGCAGAGCUCAGGGGGGCCCUCUCCUCUGUUUCCGUCGGCGCUGGCCCAGCCGCACCUGCCCACGCUGCCCCCAUUGCAGUUUUCCUCACCCGCUUUCCCGCCAACGCUCUCCACACAGAGUGGAGGAUGUCUGCGGUCUCCCCAUGGUCUGGCACCGGCUCAUCUGUACGGGAGUCCCCUCAGUACGGCCAACAACAUAGCCGCCCUGCCCGCCAUUACGCCCGCCGCCGAAACAAGCGCCCUGGACGACAAGGCAGUGGACAGCUCUGACUCGAGGCUACAUAAAAAGAGCGUCGCGUCACACAACAGUGCCCCAUCUUUUCUGCAGACGUCCGACAUGCAAGUGCGCUUCGACGCCGCUCCGAGCGCUCCCUCCGGGCGCUACGAUGUCCCGCAGCCUGGCCUGUCUGUGCGCUACGAGCCGGGCCACCUGGGGCCCGGGACGGGCCGCUUCGACCAGGCCCUGGGAAACACGCCGAGCCGCUUUGACCUGGGCCAGGCAGGCACGGGCAUGGGCCCUGGCCCUGCUGGGCUGGAGGCUGCCCAGCAAUCAACACCCACCAGCAUCGAGCAGCUCUUGGAGCGGCAGCUGAACGAGGGGCAGCACUUCCUGAUUGAGCAAGCCGCCCCGCCUGAUGUCAUAGGCUACUUGCGGGGCCUGCACCGGCUGCAGACGGAGAACCGUCGUCUCGAGGAGCAGAUCCGCAUGCUGACGGCGCGACGCGAACGCCUCAUGCUGCUCAGCAGCCAGCUCGCUCUGCCCCUGGGGCACGCUGAUCAGCAGUGCAGCAGGAAGACUCCACCGGGUGGUGCCGGGUUUCACAUGGACGGGGCGCUCACCAUGUCUGCCGCUGAGUCGGGCUCGGGCACCCCGCUGUCCGUGCCAAGCAGCUCCCCUCUCCUCCCGGGCGCAUCCCUCACCCCGGCCGGAGUGGCUGGCGUCCUGCACUCGCAGCAGCACUCGCUGCCUGGCGCCUCCGGCAUGCUCGGUAUGCAGCAGCAGAAAGGAGCAGCCAUGCCCACCCUGACGCCAGCUCAAGGGGUGGCGUGCGUGCCCACGGGAAUGCUCGUGCACCCUCAGGGCCCUGGCAACAGCAAUUCCAUACCAAGUCUGGUGGUGCAGCAGUUGCCACAGCAGCAGCAACAGGGCCUGGGGAUGCAGCAGCCGCUCGGCUUGCAGCACAGCACCGUUGGGCUGCCGUCGAUGCCGUCGAUGAGCGUGCAGCACCAGCAGCAGCAGCAGCAUCAGGGUGCCGGACUGACGGGUGUGCAGCAGCAGGUGGCAGCUGGUGUCGGCGCGAUGCAAGGCGGCGCCGGCAGGAUGUUAAGCGGCCUCCCCGGCAGCCAGAUCUCAAUCAACGGACUCGUGGGGGCACUCAACAGCGUCGUGCAGACGCCAGCGGCAGCGCCAAUGGGGCAAAACUCGAGCCCCAACCACCCCACGCUGGGCCUCUCGAUGCCCAGCAGUCUCGGCAACAGCAUCUCUGGGCUCGCCCUGCUGCAAGAUCAGCAGCGCCAGAUUUUGAUGCACCAACAGCAAUCCUUCCACCAGCUCCUAGGAGACCAGCUCUUCACGCAGGAUCCUCAGCAACUGAUGUACCACCUCAUGCAGCAGCAGCAGCAACAGCAGCAGCAACAGCACCAGCAGCAGGGCCCCAGCAACGCCGCCUCUCACGAGCAGCACCUGGCAGUGGGCCCAUCGUGCACGCUGCCCCCCCUGGGCGGCACCCCUGUGCCCGUCUCUGCUCCCGGCCAGGCAAACCCCUUCCUGAGUCUUCAUUCUGACCAGGCUGCUCUGAAGAAGCGCAGCGAGAGAGGCACCCCCGGCAGCGGCGAUGGAAGCUGAAGGGUCGUCAACGCAGGGCCGGACGUGCAGAGUUUGCGCAGGGCAGCUAGCGUGAGCAGUGCAGGGGGUUGAGGAGAAGAGGAAGAAGACGGGGCAGGGGUGGGGGAUGUCGUGCUAUGCUGGCAUGGAGAUGGCGGCGGUGGCGGCUUGCCCUCGUCGCACGGCCGUUGAGAUCACUGAUUACUUGAGCUGAGCCUGGAGAAACUGAACUCAAUUGGGGGAGCACACCGAGCGGCAUCGACAAGACACCAAAAAUGUACCUACCUCCUCUGGCACGGUCUCGGCAACGGCUGCUCUGCACGCCUGCCGCUCCACUUUUUCACUGCUCUUAUGGUGCGUGAGGAUGAGUGGGAGGCAAGCUUUUGAGUGGUAUUAUAUAUAUUUUUUACAAUUCCCAGAAUGUAUAAAUAUUUAGCGAGUGCCCACUAGGUUUAACUUAAUGUGGGAAAAUUGCUUGGAUUUUUGCAAAAAAGGAUUGUGGAUAGUAGGACUAGCAUUCGCCCGUCUUGGCCUAGGAUAUGGCGGAGCUGACGAGACCACGUUUAUAGAAAAAGUAAAGUUUAUUUGUUUUUAUGAACUUGAUAAUUUUAUUUAUGUUCUUCGUAUUGAAAUGGACACGUGUGUGCUUUGGGGGCCCACAUUGGCAUUUUAUUUUGCAAAUGGUCUAUCCGUCACGAGGGGGGGGGGGGCUACUGUGUUGUAGAUCUUAAGUCACAGAAAUUUAUGGACAAGGACUCAAACCCAGGAGAAUCAUCCCUGCCAGUGCCCCCCCACCCCCCUCCCUAUAUCCACUGCACAAUUCACCAAUGAGAGGCCAGCGUAUUGUGGCCCCUGAUGCACAUCGACACCUCCCUUGCACGCAUCAUCUUGACCGAGCCGUACAGGGAUGUAUUCGGUCCUGGAAGCAGACAAUUAAAUCGGCCGAGAAGCUGCUACUACGGUAAUUUGUGUGCAGGCACAGGUUCCCUUCACGCCAGGCACAAUGCCACAAUUUGCGAGUCCUGGUCAUGGCGAGUUUGUGCCGUUGGGGUUCACGCUGCCAGCAGUUGCUGGACUUGGGGGGCAGCAUCUGUCCCCAGCAGCAGAGAGCGUGGUCGCCGCAAUCUGGACAUGUGGGUCAAGCCACGAGACGCGGUAUUCGUUGAAGCAGAACUGCGCCGUUCCCAAACCUGGGCCGCAUUGCCAAUUCUGCACCGCGUUGAAAUUGGCGGCCAGGCUGUUGGCAUACGGCGCUCUCGGGCAGUGGUUUUUGCCUGUCGCGAACACCACGACCGAGUUUCCAAGCCGUGCGCAUUCGCAGUGAGUGAACUCUUGCUGCCACACGCACGACGGUCGCUCAUGAGCAAGCCCGAGUCGAGCCCCCAUGCACGUUCCCAGGCCUCUCUCUUUGUCCCUGAGAGGCUGCUUGCAUGCCGUGUAGCAUUAACUGAAGUCUGUGCACUGUGCACAAACACUGGAUGUGGCCACAGGAGUCGUCACAAGCGAAAAGGUGCGAGGGGAAAGUUAAAAGUGCAGGGACCCACAUGCCUGGCCUUGUUUCUCUCCUCUUCAUUUUGUAAAACUCCGACCCGAAUGACGUUGCUGCCACCACCCGUGCCCGUUUUGCGCCUGCAUCGCUGCUCGUCUUCGAAGCCGCUCGCCCCCCGCCCUCGCGCGCGACAGUUUUAGACCAAUGGUAGCAAAUACCUUAUAGUUGUGCCUCGCAGAAAAUCAGGUUUUUAGCACUACUAGAUCUUUUAUAAAGAAAGCUAAAUUAUACGUAUUAAAAAAUGAGAUUAUUGCAAACGCAAUGGGGGUGUGUGAAGAGAGAAGGUGGGGUGCUAGCCGACACGCGCCUUAAACCUCGAGGCCCUGCGUUGCGUGCGGUGCGGUGAAGGCACGAGUGGCCGUUUGGGGAUCGAGGGCCCCUCCCCAUGUGCUUUGGGCCUCAACGUUGAUCAUUGCGGCUGAGGUUUGAUGGUGUCACUUUUUACCCAUUUUUGCCCAGCAAUGAUCUCCCCGAGGUCUCCACAGACAGACGCGUUCAUCUUCAGGUAUUGUUUUUAUGAAAUGUUUCCAUGUUUACACUAUUUUUGUUUUCCUCAAAGUGUAAAGGCGGGGGGGGGGGGGGUGCAUUAGAUCUUGCCCGUAUCGUGAGGGCCUCGUCAGCUGACCCAGGUGCCUCUCUCAUUCAACCCAAGACGUUGGCUCUUGAACUCUAUAAACUCCGUCUGCCAUUGAUGUUAUUAUGGCAGGAGCUCGCCCAGCAUGGGAUCUCCAUGCCUAGGAUACUUGUUUUUUUUUUUAAUAUCCACCUUUUGCUAUUCUUGAAAGAACUAUUUCAUGAGUGAUUAAUUUGUGGUGCCAGUAAUGUAUACGUUAUUGUAUGUAUACCUUUUUUCUAAUGCACGAAACUACGCGUGAUUGCACGUGUAACUACCACCACCUGUUUACAGUAUGGACAUGAUGUGCAGUCGAAGCUGGCGGUGGGCAGUUUUGCACCCUGGCUUCUCCAUCUGCAGAUUUUGGCGACGGAGCUAAAAUGAUUGGCCAUUGUUCCAGCUGUCGUCCUGGGGAUUGCACAUCGAUCUUUUAACACGUAAAUUCAACCCCAUCUCUAAUUUUAACUGUAUGUGGAAAAUGCAUUCACAGUUAGUGAUAGCCAAUAUUUGAUAGUCGGUGCAUAACAUUCAUGGAAUAGAACUGAUUCUUAUGCUUGCGGUGCAUGCAUCAAUUUGUCAUUUGAGAAUUGGUUAUUUACAAUUCGUGCAACUUGAAUGAAAUUAAUAGCAAAUAUUUCUACCUAUGAAAUGAACAAACGUGCACAAUUGGGAGAAAAAUUAGUGCUGAGGUGGUGAAAAUUAAGUUCUUUAAAUUUCUGCCUCAAGAUCUGACAACCAUAAUGAAUAUCUUGGCUCCUUAAUAUCCUGGAGGAACUGGGUUAUUGCUGGAGCAAAAUUUGCUUUCUUGUUACAUGCUGAAAAUGGUUCUCCGUACCUCGUGAUGACUCGUGUGUUUCGGACUGAUUUUGUUGGAGACUGAUUUGCAUUUGCCAUCAAACUGGUGUAACGCAAAAAAAACAAUCCGUGAUCUUGUAUGAACCACUUAAGAAAUUUACAACAGCCAGUGUAGCGACAAACACCCAUACAGUUAUUCAACACAUUUUGGUUCAGAAAUGAGCAACAACAUAGCUACUUUCAAACAAAUUAUCCGGAUGGGAAAUUAGCCUGAGAACAUCAUGAACCAGCCCAUACCCCAUUCUCCGACUAUCUCCAGGAUUUUCACUGCCCAUGUCAGGAAAUUAUUUAAAUCUGUUGUGUUAUCUUUGUACAUUUAAAUGCACUGGCCACAUCUCACUUGGGGCGCUCUGCAAACUGCCCAACAAAGGCCACGCUCUCAACUGCUUCCUCCGCCCCAUAAUACAAAAAAGAGCACAGGCCUUUAGCCGCCCUGCGCACAAACUUGCAUGGGUUUUUAUCAGAACUGUACUGUGGGAAUAAUAGUUCUUCGGGGAGGCAGCUCGGUGGCAUGUUCCUACGAGCCUCUGAAACGUUCUGCUCAGGGACGCGAGCGAAACGCAUGUGGACGUGCCCGUGUCCAUACGUGCCGCUGUGCCAUCGGGGCACCGUUUAGCCCGUUGCCUUACCAACACUGAAGCACUACACACGUAUGCACUAGCAAUGACAAGCAUGGCCAUCGAACUUGAAAUGCGCGCAAUGAAAGGGUCGCAUUGUGGCGGGCUCCUUGAGACGUCUCCACAAUCGAUCUUACAUUCAGUACUUUUGUGCGGGCUCCUCCAGAAAACUUCGUGAUGCCCUCUUCAUUUUAUUUUGAUUAGGGUUUUGUUCACGAAGAUUCCUCCACGAUGCAUCUUCCAUGCCACUCUUUGGUGAGGGGCCUCCAAAAGGCCGUUGGUGCGACCGCUUCUGGAAGCUCCUCCAUUCUCUUCGAGGCUCUUCUUUACGCAGCGACUCUGUUCGAAAGGUCGAUCAUCUCCGUGGCGAAAGAGCGAAACGUCAACGUCGUGCACGUGUCAUGUCGCGCCAACAUGAGUAAUGGGCAUGUUGUGUUGUAGCGCUACGCAGUUGAAAAUAUUCCUGUAGGGGGUUUGCUGAGCACUGGCCCGGCCCCUGGUCUUAGCCCGUGCAUGUCGCGAUGGGGAAGGAGUGGGGGGCACGAUGGUGGCACGCCUGCCUCCUGCUCAACACGCAAUGGGGUUCUGCAUAUUAACUCACGUUUUCAUUUCAUUUUGUACGUUGAAGAGGCCCGGCAGAUGUGUUUGUAUUUCUAAUUUAUUUCUACACGUUUUCCUGUGAAACAGUCUGGUUUGUAGGAUGUACAGUGGGUGAUUUUUCUUCCCAGUUGCGUAAUAAUGUGUACAAUUUUUGUACAAAUUUGUACCUGAUACUUCCUAAAGUGUAAAUGGGUAAUUAAAUGUCUUUUGCAGUUUAAUAUUUUUUUA
Messenger RNA from Petromyzon marinus (sea lamprey), 9204 nucleotides. RefSeq names its product MLLT6, PHD finger containing (gene MLLT6). The record is from RefSeq and is a predicted model, not a curated record. Gene Ontology annotation, molecular function: histone binding; nucleosome binding. Lineage: Eukaryota; Metazoa; Chordata; Hyperoartia; Petromyzontiformes; Petromyzontidae. Gene Ontology annotation, cellular component: nucleus. Gene Ontology annotation, biological process: regulation of transcription by RNA polymerase II.